CUCAUGCAGAGAGAUACAGGCCGGGGUUAAGAACACAUAGACAAGCAUCAGUAUUUUCCAGGGAGUAUCCAUUAUUUCUGGCUUGGGGUCUCUAAUGGUAUUUCAUUGUAAUUGCUAUGAUGUCAGAGUGUCCGUCCGCCCCACUGGCCUUCUAAAAACAAUAACAAGGACAGAUUGGUUCCAUUCACUGGCUCUUUGAGCAGCGAGACACACACACAGGAGUCCAGCAGCUCAAACCUCUGCGAGAUCUUCAGCCGAAAAAAGCAUGCAUCUCCAUCCUCUGCCCCUCCCCCUCUUCAUCCUCCUGGUUGCAGAGGCAACCGUGAUGUGCGUUGCCGUGACGACAGCGCUCCACGGCUUCCGAGGCUGCGCCGUGCGAGAGUUCUCCUUCGUGGCCCAGAAGCCCGGCUGCAAGGGCCUCCGCAUCACCACGGAGGCCUGCUGGGGGCGCUGCCACACCUGGGAGAAACCCGUGCCGGAUCCCCCCUACAUCCAGCGACACCACCGCGUGUGCACGUACAGCCGCAGCCGCCACAUGACGGCGCGGCUGCCGGGCUGCCCCCCCAACGUCUCCCCUCUCUACCACUAUCCCAUGGCCCUGCACUGCCACUGUGCCAUCUGCUCCACACAGGACACAGAGUGCGAGACCUUCUGAGGCACAUUCAGCUCACAACGUCAACGACUGAUUCACUGAUAUGAUUUUCUAGACUUGAAAAGUCACAUCGUGAGGGCCGAUGUCAACAGGGAGAGUUCUGGAAAGAAGGAUACUUGAGGACUAAAGGCCUUGUGUGUAUCAAUACUCAAC
Pleuronectes platessa (European plaice) is the source of this 805-nucleotide messenger RNA. RefSeq names its product glycoprotein hormone beta-5. Gene Ontology annotation, cellular component: extracellular region; cytoplasm. Gene Ontology annotation, molecular function: hormone activity. The transcript has 3 exons. Bases 266 to 655 code for a protein of 129 amino acids. Gene Ontology annotation, biological process: regulation of thyroid hormone receptor signaling pathway; G protein-coupled receptor signaling pathway. The record is from RefSeq and is a predicted model, not a curated record. NCBI's taxonomy places the organism in Eukaryota, Metazoa, Chordata, Actinopteri, Pleuronectiformes, Pleuronectidae.